Acanthocheilonema viteae is the source of this 1371-nucleotide messenger RNA. The record is from the annotation of a GenBank genome assembly. Lineage: Eukaryota; Metazoa; Nematoda; Chromadorea; Rhabditida; Onchocercidae.
AUGGACACAACAUUUUCUGAUAUUAUUUAUUUUAUUAAUGCCAAAUCAAUUGGCUCUCAAUGGGAUAUACGACAAUUUCGAAUAAAUGAGCACGGUAACUUGAUAGCAAUGGAAAAAUUUGUUGUUUAUCAUUCACAACAAGGACAGCUAUUCCGUAGAGAGAUGGUAAAAAUUGAAAUUAUUACUGCAGGUGGAAAAUUAAAAUCAUUACCAGGUAAUCAUGGACGCACUGAACAAUUCAAUCAAUUCAUCGUUGAACUCGAUUUAAAGCGUUCAAUACUGUAUACCUUCAAUCGUCUUAAAAGAAAUUUACUAUCCGAAUGUUUGUUCGAUUUGCUUUUCAGGCCAUCUCAUCUACUUCAAAAAUGGAGUAAAUUCAACGAAGCACGCCACACGCAAGCAUGGCUUGAAUCGUUUGCUGUCGAUGGCCAGUUGAUGAUGUUUACUGAAUCCAUUCGCAACAAAAUGGGAGCCACUUCUGAAUUAUAUUUAACAAAUCUGCGGAUUCGAAAUAGCUCAAUACGACUACUGCAUUUGAAUUUUGUUACUGAUAUCGGCGUGCUACGAAAACAAACUUAUGCUCAUUUGUCAACAAGGAAUAUUCCCACUUUUGAUGAUAUGAGGCAGUUAUAUAUACAGAAUGUCCGAAAUACUCCGUUAACAAUGUCACAUGCAUCAACAAAACAUACCGUUCUGAAUAUAGUAUCACUGACAACAUUAACAUUAACCGUUGAAACGACUUCGACAUCUACAGUAACUUCUGCUUGGAGAACAACAACAAUAAAUGGAAUUGAUCGAUUCUAUUCCGAAAUCGAAAAUGACCGCUCAAGUGGUAUCGAUGAUGAAAUUCGGAAAGAAACCGAAACACAGAAAACGGCAUGCCCAACUACACUGUUGGCACAGUAUGUCACGCAUCAAGAGCAGUUUGCCGAAAAUAUUAGCGGAGACAAUGACAUAAAGGAAUCAGAAAAGCAGCUUGUUGGAAACAUGGAAAAGACGCGAGAUACAACUUUUUUAAACAAUACUGGUGAUAAAUUUUGGAAGACCAACACUUCUGAAGUGUUCGAUACUAAUGACCAUAUAUAUGGAAAUGAAAUGGGAAACAAGCAAGAAACAAAAGAUAGCUUCCAACUUUCACAACAAGUUAAUUCAGAAAAGACUGUAACGAGCGCAACCGCUGGUCACAGCGAGACAACCUCACCACCUACAUUAAGACUUAAGUGGGAUAACAGACUUAAGAAAAAAAUUUUGCACGGUGCACAAGAUUUUGGGUACAGUGACGAAGAAGAAGAGGAAAGAAAAGGAAGAGCGAUUAAAGGAAAUGGAAAACGGUGCGAUGCAGUGCAGCAUUUCGAGACUGUUAUAAGCUGA